AGUUGAAAGAAAGGGAGAGAGGAGAGGAAGUCAGCUUGAAGAGGGUGAACCACAGACACUGCCAAGAAAUGAUGAUGUCACUGUCAAGGUGCACAGACUGAAACAAGACUCAGAAAUGAAAAGAGAGGUGACGGGAGAGAGAAAGAUUGCAGUGGAGCAUUAGAUCUUUGCUAUUGCAGGGUUGUAGCCGGGUUCAGCGCCUAAAACUGGGGGGGGGGGACCCCUGAGCUGAGAUGUUUUACUGCAUUGGACCUGAAACAUUUGGAGAAGCAAGACCACCCACGACCUUCACUCCCCUCCAGUGCGCUCACAGCCCCUCCUGUAAAAGGAAAAGAGGUAGAAGGGAGCGAGCAGAGAGUAGAAAGAGGAAGCAGCAUGUUGCUAACUAAAUCCUGCCUUGGCUUCAGCACUUCUCGGUUUUGUUUAGCCAUAAAACGAUGUGCUCGGAGGGACAUUUCUCACUUGGAUUGGCUGUGACUGCGAGAUGACUGGAGGUUUUCUGAGUGUUCCCAUCAUGAGGCCUUACCCCUGCUGGACCGUCCUGCAUGCGUCCAUCUUGGCAGGGCUGCUUCUCACCUUAAACGCUGACAGUAAGGAUUCAACUUGUGAAUUAGAAAUUAGAGUACACCACGGCAAGGUUUAUGAAGCUCUCCUUGGGGAAGACCUUCGGAUUGACUGCCCAGUUACUUUCUGCAACAAUUCCCCACCGACAGUCUCCUGGUUUAAAUAUGAGACAACUAAAUUGUCCGUCCCUUUCGAUGUCAGCAGUAGCAGUCAUAUUAAAACGGAGUGGACUCUUUCAAAGCCGUUAGAAGGGAUGUCGUAUUUGAUCUUCCAAAAAAUACUCAGAAACGACUCAGGUGAGUAUCAGUGUCGAGCUGGAGGCAGUGUGAGUCAUAACGUCAACAUCUCUGUCCAUGGUGAUGGUGAGAGUAAUGGUACACGGAAUGACCCAAAAACAAAGACUUUAUAUCCUGGACACGGAGAAAAUCUAUGGGUGUACAUGUACUUUGCAGCUGGGAUUGUGCCAUUUGUCAUCAUAGUGAUCAUUUUAUCCGUUUUGUCAAUGCGAGGGUGUAAAGGGAAGCCAAAGAAAGAGUUGCAAACUGAAAAUCAGUACAUGGCGAUACCCAUGGUGGAGCAACCCUUCCCACACGCCAGCCCCCAGCCCUCGCCAAGAGGAACCCCCUCUGCGCCGCCAUCUCGGAGGUCCACCCGGAAGACUACACCGCCCUCACAACCCCAUGAGCUGCCAACACCAAGAGACAACGAGGAAGAGGGGAGUUCUGUUGUGUAUGCUGCUCUCAACCACCAGCUUCCAGCGGGGGCUGCUGCUCGGCCGCCACGGAGACGACAGCAGGAGACUUCAGAGUACGCGGCUAUCCGUGUUCAAGACCCAUCACCCAGUAUAAAUUACUUCUGAGUGGACGACAGUUCGCAUUAGCCGGAGUAAUGUGAUGUUGGAGAGAGUAAAUGGGGCCAGGACCAUGUUUGAUACUGGUGCAUCCCAGAGGAGCUCAGCAGAGUGAUUAAAGGAGAUACAGAAAACUCGCCCUGGACAGUUUUUUUUCCAUUUGCGUUUUUGUAA
Molecule: messenger RNA, 1588 nt
Organism: Etheostoma spectabile (orangethroat darter)
Lineage: Eukaryota; Metazoa; Chordata; Actinopteri; Perciformes; Percidae
Gene: btla
Product: B and T lymphocyte associated
Biological process (GO): immune response-regulating cell surface receptor signaling pathway
Cellular component (GO): plasma membrane
Molecular function (GO): signaling receptor activity
Source: RefSeq, a predicted model, not a curated record